AUGUUCUUGUUAAAUAACCACAACUUUAAAUAUUUAAUUAAAUUUAUUUUUAUUGUUUUUGUAAAUCAAAUAAAUUAUUUGGAUGGGCGUUUGUUGGAUACUUCCGUUGCUUGUGAUCAACACAAUUUUCUUCUUUCACUCAAUUUCGAUGUCCCUUUCCGCGGUUUAGUUUAUAGCGAAGAGGGCUUGCCUAAUUGUAUUUAUGUUAAUGGAACAAUGCUUUCUCAAUUAAAUUAUCAUUUAAAAGUUCCUUUAAAUGGGUGUGAAACAAAAAUAAAUUUGGAUGGAAAUUUUGAGAAUGGAGUUAUUAUACAAGAAAAUAUUGGGUUUUUACAAGCUAGUGAUAAGAAAUAUUUGCUUACAUGUAUUCCUUCAAGUCCUCUAAUAAAUCCUCAAACAAAUACAAGUACAACAACAAUUACCCCCUUACCUCCCCCUUUAUUAACUACAAAAAGUUCAAUUACUACAACAACUACUUUAGCUUUUGGAGAAGAAAAUGAAGCUUUUAAUGUUGAUUUAAAUGAAUUGAGUUCAAAACCAAAAGAAUAUAUUACUUCUCCCUCCUCCUCCUCUUCUUUAAAUCCCCCACAACAACAACAAAUCCCUUCAUUGGAUGAACCAAUAAUUAAUAAAAAUUCUGAAUUAAAAUAUUCUGUAGAAAUAAAAUCUGGACACAAUUUUGAAGAGUUUUCUUUGGAUUCAAAUAAUUUAAUGCCUGUUGGGGCUUCUUUAAAUAUUGGAGAUCCCAUUUCAUAUCUUGUACGUAUCCAAAAACCAGUUAGCGAUUCACAAAUCGGUCGGUGUUGGGCUACUGACUCAAAUUCUUCUUUGGAAUUAAGUGACGAAAGGGGGUGUUCUUUACAACCUAAAGGAAAUAUUUGGGGAGCUUUUGAAAGAGUAGAAACUCAGGAAGAAGUUGUAUUUAUUAAUAGAAUAAAAGCUUGGGCUUUUCCGACGAGGUAA
This is a messenger RNA of Meloidogyne enterolobii, 963 nucleotides long. The record is from the annotation of a GenBank genome assembly. NCBI's taxonomy places the organism in Eukaryota, Metazoa, Nematoda, Chromadorea, Rhabditida, Meloidogynidae.